UGAUCCGCCUGCCUCGGCCUCCCAAAGUACUGUGAUUACAGGCAUGAGCCACUACGCCCAGCCCUAAGUUUAUCUUUUAACCCUUGUACCUUUUGGGGGAGUUUUUACAUUAUAAUUUUUAAUUUCCUGGGAAAUUACAAAAAAAUCCAUAGAGUUCUAUUCUUAUUUCAUAGAGGAAAUAUCUCUGAUUAUUUUUCAAAUUACGAAAUUUUCAAACACAUAUACAAGUAUAAUAGUAUAGUGUACCAAUCAUCCUAUUUUGUUGUUUCCUGAUGAGAAGACAUACAUAUUUAGCAUUAGCCAGCUGGACUCAGUUUAGAUUAUUCAAUUUUGUUGGCAACAUCCAGAGCAUGGUAACCAGGAGCCAGUCAAACAUAUGCCUUCUUCUUUCCAUCAGGCUUGAUCAAGGUGUUGGCCUUGGCCACAUCAGUGUCAUAGAGCUUCUUCACAAGCCUGUGAGGAAGGCUUGUUGUUGGCUUUAAGAUCCACAAUGAGCACAAGUGUGUUACAUUCUAUCUUCUUCAUGGCAGACACUCAGUAGGAAUUUGAUGAUAGCACAGUGGUCAAUCUUGUUUCUCCUGAGGGUGCUCUUCUGAAGAUACGUGGGCUGCCUCCAGAGUCUCAGUUCUUGGGCUGCUAGAAGGGAGGACUUUGGGUGAAAUGCAUCCCUCCUGUGACUGGACUGGAGAAACAAGAACAGAAGCAUCCUGAUCUCUCCACUCUACUAUGCAGGCUUAUGUACUCAUAAAAAUGGCAGUUAUGGACCUAUCUUCCACAUGGGCUUUCACUAAACAGGACUCUGCCCAUUUCCAUCUGAGAAAUGCUGAAGAGGAAAGGAUGAUUACUAUAUUUCUGACAACCUGGUUACAGGAACCAAUGACUUUCAAAGAUGUAGCUGUGGAGUUCACUCAGGACGAGUGGAUGAUGCUGGAUUCUGCUCAAAGAAGUCUGUACAGAGAUGUGAUGUUGGAAAACUAUAGAAAUCUCACCUCCGUGGAAUAUCAAUUGUGCAAGCUUACUGUGAUCUCCCCAUUGGAUCAAGAAGAGAUAAGGAAUAUGGAAAAGAGAAUUCCCCAAGGCAUCUGUCCAGACCAGAAGAUUCUACCUAAAACCACAGAAUCAACUGUGCAGAAAAUUUUAUGGGAGGAGCCAUCCAGUGCAGUGAAAAUGAUAAAAUUCACAAUGCAUAAUUGGUCCUCCACAUUAAAAGAAGACUGGGAAUUCCAUAAGAUCAGAAAACAGUGUAAGAUUCCAGGGGAACAUUGGAGGCAAGUGACAUAUGCCCCAAAGAAAACAGUAUCUCAGGAGCUAUUCUGUGACGAUCAUGAAUUAGAGGAAACCUCUAAACUUAGAUCAAAACUUAUUUUUUCACAGAGCAUUUUCGCCAGUAAACAUUGCCAAAAAUGUUACUCAGAGAUUGGAUGUUUGAAACACAAUUCAAUCAUAAACAAUUAUGUGAAAAACUCUGUAAGUGAGAAGCUCUAUGAAAGUCAUGAAUGUGAUACAACUCUGUGGCAUCUUCAGAGAAAUCAAACAGUACAAAAAGAGUACACAUAUUCUAAACAUGGAAUGCACUUCACACAUAAUAUGUUUCACAUACCUAACAAUUUGCAUAUGGUACAGAAUUCCUGUGAAUGUAAUAAAAAUGAAACCCUGUGUCAUCAAUCAUCCCUUAAGAAACAAGGACAAACUCAUACUGAAAAGAAACAUGAAUGUAAUCAAUGUGGAAAAGCCUUCAAAAGGAUUUCUAAUCUUGCUUUACACAAGAAAAGUCACAUGGGUGAGAAACAAUAUGAAUGUAAAGAAUGUGGUAAAGUGUUCAAUGAUUCCUCAACCUUAAGGAGACAUAUAAGAACUCACACUGGAGAGAAACCCUAUGAAUGUAAUCAGUGUGGAAAAGCUUUCAGUCAAAAAACAUCCCUUAAGGCUCACAUGAGAACUCACACUGGAGAGAAACCUUAUGAAUGUAAUCAGUGUGGAAAAUCCUUUGGUACAAGCUCUUACCUUAUAGUACACAAGAGAAUACACACUGGAGAAAAACUCUAUGAAUGUGGUGAGUGUGGAAAAGCCUUCAACACGAGCUCUCACCUUAAAGUUCAUAAGAAAAUUCACACCGGAGAGAAUCUUUAUGAAUGCAGUGACUGUGGGAAAGUUUUCAGUGGGCUCUCAUCCCUUAGAAUGCAUGUAAGAACUCACACUGGAGAGAAACCCUAUGAAUGUAAGGAAUGUAGGAAAGCCUUCAGUGUUUCCUCUUCCCUUAGGAGGCAUGUGAGAAUUCACACUGGAGAGAAACCCUAUGAAUGCAUUCAAUGUGGAAAAGCCUUCAGUCAGAGCUCUUCACUUAUUAUACACAAGAGAAUUCAUACUGAGAGAGAAACUGUGUAAGUGUUAACGAAUGUAGAAUUGCUGUUUUCAUUGUCUUAAGGUGGAUUGCAAGCUCCUUGUCUCAGUCUUUGUUCUCUAAAAUAACCAUUUAAGGUUAUAAAUGGCUCUUUCGUAAUACAACAUUUUGUUCUAUAAAUACUAAUUACAACUGUUUUUGAUCCAUGGCUGUUUGGAAUUAGGUAUUUUUAAUAUGUGAGGUAUGUAUAUUUUCAGUUAUCUUUUUAUUGUUGGUUCCUGGGUUAAUUCCAUUGUGUUCAAAGAAUCCGGACUAUAUUUUACUGCUUUGUUGGUGUUUUUAUGAAAGUUGUUUUCUGGCCCAGUGAGGCUGCUAUUGCUAGCAGCCAACCAAACAUUGAGCUCAUCUUUCCUUACUAAUGAAUUCCAUCUGGCCAAGAACAAUAAGGUAUGUGGUUAUAGAACUCUUUGACUUCUUGUAGCUAAGGGUAGCCAUAUCAUUCAUUCCUGCUGAUUAAAAAAUAGACAUAUCACUGAGAACAAAACUAUCUAUCUUGUCCUCUACUUUUUGCACUUCAUCUUUGUCCCUAUGACUUGGCCGUUCCUGAAGCUGCUGAAAGAGCUAUCUUGUGACCAUGAAAAUGACAACUGUGGCCAAGGGAUGAAAUAGAAGAAAGAGAUCCCUGUUCCUCAAAGAAAUCUUUAAAUAGUUGUAGCAGCCCUGCACUGCUUGUAUUUGGACAUGUUUCUCUGUGAGAAAAAUAAAGUUUUUUGUUUGUUCGUU
Messenger RNA from Macaca mulatta (Rhesus monkey), 3124 nucleotides. RefSeq names its product zinc finger protein 891 (gene ZNF891). NCBI's taxonomy places the organism in Eukaryota, Metazoa, Chordata, Mammalia, Primates, Cercopithecidae. Gene Ontology annotation, molecular function: DNA-binding transcription factor activity, RNA polymerase II-specific; RNA polymerase II cis-regulatory region sequence-specific DNA binding. Gene Ontology annotation, cellular component: PcG protein complex; nucleus; transcription regulator complex. Gene Ontology annotation, biological process: regulation of transcription by RNA polymerase II. The record is from RefSeq and is a predicted model, not a curated record.